This is a messenger RNA of Amaranthus tricolor (Joseph's coat), 732 nucleotides long. RefSeq lists its product as uncharacterized. NCBI's taxonomy places the organism in Eukaryota, Viridiplantae, Streptophyta, Magnoliopsida, Caryophyllales, Amaranthaceae. The record is from RefSeq and is a predicted model, not a curated record. The transcript has a single exon. Bases 220 to 597 code for a protein of 125 amino acids.
GCCUAUCGAGUAAACUCCAAUAUCUUGCACCAUUAUUUUACUAGCAAGUAGCAACCACUCCACCAUCCUUUUUUUACGUCAAUAUUUUCUCUUACCAAUUGUCCUUCAUAAUCGGCUCUAGAUUCAACUCUCAUUUAAAUAGUACAACUCCAUUUAUAUAUCAUUCAAAUUAUUCUACUCUUCAGCUCACGAGUGCAUUGAUUCCUUACAAAUUAAAUCAUGGGAGGGUGUGCUUCAUCACAAAAGAACCACCCCAAAACAACAGGGAACAAACCAAUCUCCUCAAAACUAAUCAAAGUGGUUCAUAUGGAUGGUCGGAUCAAAGAGUUCAACCCGCCCAUUUGUGCAGAGCAGAUAUUGUCUUGCAACCCUACUUGUUUUCUGUGUAGUUCUGAUUCCAUGUCUAUUGGUUCAUACCCGGAUAAUAUACCCGAACCCGAAGAGCUACAACCGGGUCAUUUGUAUUUCCUACUACCCAAGUCUCAAGCAAACAAGCCCUUAUCGCUUGAAGAUUUGUGUGAGCUUGCUAUUAAGGCUACUUCUAGUAUUUCUUUUGAUGAUGUUCAUUUGUCUUUUAGGCAUUAUGCUGCAGUUUAAUUCUUUUUUAUCAUUAUUUUUGUAGCUAUUCUUAUGUGAGGUUCACAUUUACAUUUAGUUAUAUGACAUUAAUGGAAUGUAUAUAUUUGUUUUUGGUAUUUUCUUUAAGUAUCCUUCAAUUUUGGUCAUUCAUAU